Molecule: messenger RNA, 1964 nt
Organism: Piliocolobus tephrosceles (Ugandan red Colobus)
Lineage: Eukaryota; Metazoa; Chordata; Mammalia; Primates; Cercopithecidae
Gene: SPN
Product: sialophorin
Exons: 2
Coding region: 189-1352 (387 amino acids)
Biological process (GO): defense response to bacterium; regulation of T cell migration; regulation of T cell activation
Cellular component (GO): external side of plasma membrane
Molecular function (GO): transmembrane signaling receptor activity; heat shock protein binding
Source: RefSeq, a predicted model, not a curated record
CUCCUCUGCACCCUUGAGAUCUCAGGCUCACAUUCCCACCACCCACCUCUGAGCCCAGCCAUCCCUAGCAUCACCCCUUCCAUCCCAUUCCUCAGCCAAGAGCCAGUAAUCCAGAUUCCAGAUCCCACACUUCCCUGCCUGCCUCAGCUGCCCACCUGUAGGUCCCAGCUCCUGCUGUUUGCCUGGAAAUGGCCGUGCUUCUCCUCCUCCUUGGGGUGCUGGUGGUAAGCCCAGAGGCUCUGGGGAGCACGACAGCUGUGCAGACACCCAUGCCCGGAGAGACUUCUGGUCCUUUGGUCUCUACUAGCAAAUACCUGAGCGUCUACUCAGAGAUGUACACCGCUUCAAUAACGAGUGACCCUAAGGCCGACAGCACUGGGGACCAGACCUCAGCCCUACCUCCCUCAGCUUCCGUCAAUGAGGGAUCCCCUCUUGGGACUUCCCUUGGUGCCAGCACUGGUUCCCCCUUACCUGAGCCAACAACCUUACAGAAUGUUUCCUUCAAGAUGUCAUCAAUGCCCCAGGAAAACCCUCAUACAACCAGCCAUCCUGCUGUUCCCAUAAGAGCAAACUCUCUAGGAUCCCACACCAUGACAGGUGGAACCAUGACAACGAACUCUCCAGAAACCUCCAGUAGAACCAGUGAAGCCCCUGUUACCACGGCAGCUAGCUCUCAGGAGACCUCCAAAAGCACCUCUGGACCCCCUGUUACCUUAGCAGCUGGCUCUCUGGAGACCUCCACUGGGACCACUGGACCCCUUGUUACCAUGACAACUGGCUCUCUGGAGCCCACCAGUGGGGCCAGUGGACCCCAGGUCUCUAGUGUAAAACUAUCCACGAUGAUGACUCCAACAACCUCCACCAACGCAAGCACUGUGCCCUUUCGGAACUCAGAUGAGAACUCACGAGGCAUGUUGCCAGUGGCCGUGCUUAUGGUCCUGCUGGCGGUCAUAGUCCUCGUGGCUCUGCUCCUGCUGUGGCGCCGGCGGCAGAAACGGCGGACAGGGGCCCUGGUGUUGAGCAGAGGCGGCAAGCGUAACGGGGUGGUGGACGCCUGGGCUGGGCCAGCCCAGGUCCCUGAGGAGGGGGCUGUGACAGUGACCGUGGGAGGAUCUGGGGGCGACAAGGGCUCUGGGGUCCCCGACGGGGAGGGGUCUGGCCGGCGGCCCACACUCACCACUUUCUUUGGCAGACGGAAGUCUCGCCAGGGCUCCCUGGCGAUGGAGGAGCUGAAGUCUGGGUCAGGCUCCAGCCUCAAAGGGGAGGAGGAGCCACUGGUGGCCAGCGAGGAUGGGGUUCUGGAUGCCCCCGCUCCUGAUGAGCCUGAAGCGGGAGAUGGGGCUGCCCCUUAAGUGCUGGCGAAUAGUAAGGCUGGAGGCCGGAAUCUCAGCCAGCCUCCAGCACCUUCCCUCUCACCAUCACACUGCCCCCUCACUCCCACGUUUCCACCUGGCAUCCUGAUCCUCACCCGAAUCUCUCUCUCUAUAUUUUUUUUUCUUUUUUUUUUUUUUGACAGAGUUUCGCUUUGUUGCCCAGGCUGGAGUGCAAUGGCAUGAUCUCAGCUCACUGCAACAUCUGCCUCCUAAGUUCAAGAGAUUCUCCUGCCUCAGCGUCCCGAGUAGCUGAGACUACAGGCGCCCACAACCACGCCCAGCUGCUUAUUUGUAUUUUUGGUAGAGACGGUAUUUCACCAUGUUGGCCAGGAUGGUCUCAAACUCCUGACCUCAGGUGAUCCACCUGCCUCGGCCUCUCAAAGUGCUGGGAUUACAGACGUGAGCCACCACACCUUGCCUCCUCACCCACCUCUUCACUCUGAAUCCUCAUCAGGCUUCUCAGCCCUGGAUUUCCUGCUGGCAUCCUCACCCAGCACCUGCAACCAGUACCUGGGCAGGGCAGGGCCGGCACCUCUCAACAUCUGUGGACUGAAUUAAUAAACCCUCUUCAUCCACCCCUAUUUAUCUCCA